AAAAAACAGCUCCCACGGGAACGAAACCCUCGCUCUCCUCGUGAUAGAGAGCGGCGGCGCUGGGUCCGACGCUUCCGAUAUCCUUCCUCCGGCGACCGGAGCAACCACUCCGCCUCCGUCCCAAGCCCUCCUCCUUCGUCCGAGGUCUCCUCCGCCCGCGUCCUCCUUCGCCAGAACUCAACUCCGCCUCCGUCCUCCUUCCGUCGAGCUCUACUACGCCACCUCGAGGCUUUUCUCCCCUCCGGCGACGGUGGUUCGGCGAACCAGUUGAUACCAUUACCUCGCUGGAUUAAUUGUCCCGGAAGUGUCGCUGGAUUAAUAGUCCUGGAAGUCAGCUCGACGAUCUGAAAGGAGGAAAACCUCGAGUUGCAGGUGAACUAGUCUCCUCCAGGAUCUAACAAGAUGUCUGAGAGCCAGGAAACUGAUAGGAACAUUGAAAUCUGGAAGAUUAAGAAGCUAAUAAAGGCACUGGAAUCAGCUAGAGGCAAUGGCACAAGCAUGAUCUCUCUUAUUAUGCCUCCACGUGAUCAGGUUGCUCGAGUGGCAAAGAUGUUAGGUGAUGAGUAUGGUACUGCUUCAAACAUUAAGAGUAGAGUGAAUCGCCAAUCUGUUUUGGGUGCCAUCACCUCAGCUCAGCAGAGGCUGAAGCUCUAUAACAGAGUUCCUCCCAAUGGUUUGGUUCUCUACACUGGAACCAUUGUUACUGAUGAUGGAAAGGAAAAGAAAGUUACCAUUGACUUUGAGCCAUUCAAGCCUAUAAAUGUGUCGCUGUACCUUUGUGAUAACAAAUUCCACACUGAGGCUUUAAAUGAGCUCUUGGAAUCUGAUGACAAGUUUGGCUUCAUUAUUAUGGAUGGUAACGGCACUCUUUUUGGCACACUGAGUGGAAAUACCCGUGAGGUGCUUCACAAAUUCACCGUUGAUCUCCCAAAGAAGCAUGGUAGAGGAGGGCAGUCAGCUUUACGUUUUGCUCGUCUUCGGAUGGAAAAGCGUCAUAACUAUGUCCGGAAAACUGCUGAGCUUGCUACUCAGUUUUUCAUCAAUCCAGCUACAAGUCAGCCUAAUGUCUCUGGACUAAUUCUUGCUGGUUCUGCUGAUUUCAAGACAGAGCUGAGCCAAUCUGAUAUGUUUGAUCAGAGACUUCAAGUUAAGAUACUUAAUGUGGUUGAUGUUUCUUACGGUGGCGAGAAUGGUUUCAACCAAGCUAUUGAGUUGUCAGCUGAGAUUCUAGCAAAUGUGAAGUUCAUACAGGAGAAGAAGUUAAUUGGCAAGUAUUUUGAAGAGAUCAGUCAAGAUACUGGAAAAUAUGUCUUUGGUGUUGAUGACACUCUAAAGGCUCUUGAAAUGGGUGCUGUUGAGACUCUUAUAGUGUGGGAGAAUCUUGAUAUCAACAGAUAUGCGCUGAAGCACAGUGUCUCUGGGGAAAUUAUUGUCAAACAUCUGAACAAAGAGCAGGAAGUGGACCAGAGCAAUUUCCGCGAUGCUGAGACUAAUGCUGAGUUGGAAGUUCAGGAAAAAAUCUCUUUGUUGGAAUGGUUCGCUAACGAGUACAAGAAGUUUGGUUGCUCGCUUGAGUUUGUCACUAACAAAUCACAGGAGGGAUCUCAGUUCUGUAGAGGAUUUGGUGGCAUUGGUGGUAUGCUGCGCUAUCAGUUAGACAUUCGGUCUUUUGAUGAGGCUUCCGAUGAUGAGGGUUUGUACGAAGACUCUGAUUAGCAAUCAGCCAAUCAAAUGACUCAGCUGGCCCAUGGAAGGACGCCACAGCUGCAACAGCUCGCUUUUGCUCUGCUUACGCAAGAACACUUUGAAGGCAGCUAUCUAGAGAUUGAUGGGCGUGGGCCAGCCUCAUCCUAUGCUGAAGGAGUUCAAAACCAAAUGGUCGAGAUACCAUCGUGGCAGUAAUGUGUCAAGAAGUUCACCACACUGAAAAGGCUAAUAAAACUUGCGAUAGCUAGCUGCUGCCUUAUGCUUCUCUAUUCAGUCGUUGUCUAUUGUCGGUCAGUUUUCAGUGUUCCAGGUUUUGAAUUCUAGGAUGUGUUUAGGUUGGGGAACCAAUGCACUCGUGCAAAUACUUAUUUUCCUUACUGUGUACUAGAGUCGUUGUACUCUGGCAGUUUCUGCAAUGAAGAUACUACUGUUUUGGUACUCA
This is a messenger RNA of Lolium perenne, 2149 nucleotides long. RefSeq names its product eukaryotic peptide chain release factor subunit 1-3. Gene Ontology annotation, biological process: translational termination. Gene Ontology annotation, molecular function: translation release factor activity. The record is from RefSeq and is a predicted model, not a curated record. NCBI's taxonomy places the organism in Eukaryota, Viridiplantae, Streptophyta, Magnoliopsida, Poales, Poaceae.